Messenger RNA from Hemisphaericaspora subhashii, 375 nucleotides. RefSeq names its product ubiquitin-specific protease. Lineage: Eukaryota; Fungi; Ascomycota; Pichiomycetes; Serinales; Debaryomycetaceae. The transcript has a single exon. Gene Ontology annotation, cellular component: cytoplasm. Gene Ontology annotation, biological process: protein deubiquitination; ubiquitin-dependent protein catabolic process. The coding region runs from base 1 to 375 and encodes 124 amino acids. Gene Ontology annotation, molecular function: cysteine-type deubiquitinase activity. The record is from RefSeq and is a predicted model, not a curated record.
AUGAGUGAAUUUAUUAAGAAGGUUGAGGAGUUAGGACCCGGACAUCGGAUUAGAUUGGCGGAGGAAUUGGAGGAGAGUAUUAAUUUGGAUGAAGAAUAUGGGUCACAAGGGCAGACAGAGGCUCCGAGUGCUGAAGAAGAGGUUAGUUUGCAUUUUGUUACUUUUAUCAAAGGGAGAGAUGGACAUUUGUAUGAAUUGGAUGGGAGGAAAGAAGGUCCAGUUGAUUUAGGUGAAGGAGAGGAAGAAGAUGGGGAUAGGAAGGGGUUAAUUGGAGAUGAAAGGUUGAGAAAGAGGGUUGAAUGGUAUAUGAAUAAUGUUGAUCUGGAGAAUAUGUAUAAUUUUGCCAUGAUGGGGAUUGCUCCAACAUUAGAUUAA